Messenger RNA from Xylaria bambusicola, 2486 nucleotides. RefSeq lists its product as uncharacterized. The record is from RefSeq and is a predicted model, not a curated record. Bases 455 to 2224 code for a protein of 589 amino acids. The transcript has 5 exons. NCBI's taxonomy places the organism in Eukaryota, Fungi, Ascomycota, Sordariomycetes, Xylariales, Xylariaceae.
GCCACCAACCACAGUUCCAACAUAUAUGAAAAAUAAUGACAACUCUCUUUAAUCAUAACAGUAGCGCGAUUGACUCAAAGUCAAGAUUGUCGAUUCUUCUUGAACGCGAGGCCGUUCUCUCUCGGGAAUAUACCGUCUCGAUGCCACUUCUCUUAGGCUCUGGGUGGUUUAUGUAUCUACUGCCCAGGAAAUGCUGAAUUAGACUUAGAUGUUCUACGUAUCCCUUUAGACGCCAUUUUAACUUCGCAGCACAGGGAUGUCGUUAAUGAUCCCCUGUCUAGUGUCCUUGCCUUCCUAAGUUCUUGGCAGCGUUCAAAGGGAUGGUGCAGCGGUGGAAGAGUAAAGACGAGAGGGGUUUGCGCUGCAUGCCUCGAGGGAGGCUUCUGCUGUGUCAUACACUUAGUCCGGUUCUGCUCCAUGCAGGGGCAAGUUCUCCAUCUCCAUCUCACUUUUGAUGCCUACAACAAGAAAGCAAGGAGCGCUGCCUCAAGCAGGCCUCCAGAAAGGCAAUAAUAACGAAAUCUCUGAGCAGCUUUCUACAGCAGCUCCAAAACCGACAGGCCGUCGAAGCGAGCGAAUACGUGCCCAAGAGCUCCUUAAGGCUCAUAAAUUGUCAGUUCACAAGCCUGCUACUACAAAAAGCCCGGGCGAAACGACUCGUGAGACGAAAGCACGCCGUAGAAAGCUGCGCAAGUUAAACUCUGGGGGGAUAAAACGUUCGCCAAAUCGCGAAGUCGUUACGCCUCGUGACCGCAGCUCUGCCACAGCUCCGAGUUUACCGGCGCAGGACCAGACCAAAACGAGACGUACGCAAGAGGUAGCAAGGGAGAGUAUUCAAGAGACGAGCGCACUUUGUCGCCUCCAAGAUUUUGCUGAUUACGAUCCCGACCCUCAAAAGCUACGGCUAUGUUCGCGUCUCGACUCGUGGUUAGAAGAAGUGCGCGUUUCGCCGGUAGCCGACGUCGACCCGUUCUUUUCAGAUUUAAAAAGACUCGGUAGUAGUAGUGACAUGGCGCGCUCUACUUCCUAUUCAACAGAAGAAUCUGCAGCUGCAUCAGAGCGACAAUCUACGGUAAACCCGGAUAGAACAGAGAGCGCAAGAAGGGAAGCCAAAAAGGUCUCAUUGGCGGAAGGCUUGCGAACCCGCCUGGUAGAGUUUGAGGAGCGCGUCGAUGAUCCGAAGACGGCUGAUCUUAAGGUUGUUAUAAUUACAAAGGCUGGUGCUAUUCAAUUGGAACAGACGACGCUGUUACGCAAUAAGAUCGAGUUAUUCCUCAGCAACCAAAAUGACGCCAAUAUCUACGACACAGUGGAAGAAUUGUCCGAUGCUAUAAACGAGUGGAAGUCAACAGUCCAAAUGGCGACUAUAACAAACCGAGAUUUCGAAAGGGACCUCGAACAUUGCAAGCACCCCUCCAACGCGGCCGUAUUUCAGCGAACCGUCAUGAUGUCCAUCCUCAACCGCCACCAGAUCAGCGACAAGUUCGACUUCAAUUGCGAAGGUGCGUGGUCACUACGAAGUAAUUACUACGUGCUGCCAUCGACAGAAGAAAAUACCAUUCCAGCCCCCAAGCCAGAUCUUGCUAUCUUCUUCCGUUUCAAAUCGCUCGUCGGACGGGGGCCCUACCAGAAAUCUACGCCCAUCCCGGACGGCUUCAAGGCGUGCAUGAGCCCGGACGGGUCCAUUAAUCGCUGCUUCCCUUUCAUUUUCAUCGAGGCGAAGAAAGGGUUCCACGACCUGACGCCGGCACUCAUGGCCAACAUGCACAGCGCUAGCCAGGCGCUCUUCAACAUCUAUAUUUGGAUGAGCGCGGCCGGACACCAAGACGCAUUCUUCUCCGACGUACGCCUAUUCUCCAUCGCCAUCAACGCCAAGGAGUUCGCGCUCCGGGUUCAUCGGGCGCAGGCCGUCGAGGAGGGCGAAGGGUUGGAGUUUUACUACGACGACAUUUGCGACGGGCACGGGUACAAAAGGGACCAUAUCUGCAAUCUAAUCCGGAAUGUACUAGUCGGUUACGCGGAGAAGACACUGCUUGGUGUCUUGAAGCAGAGCGUGUCGGUCGUUUUGAGAAAUGCAAGGCAGAUGCAAGCGCACAAGAGGAAGAGUGAAGUGGCUGGUCUUGUGGAUGGUGAUCCGCUAUCCAACAAGAAAACGAACAUAGCGAUCUCUAAUCAAAUUUUAGACCCGUCGGGCUCAUUUGGGAUCAGUCAGGUGGCCAUUUGACGUGGCAUCGAUCAGGAAUCAUACUACAACGAGGGCAGAUAACUGGGCUUGGAACUUGAUGAUAUUCAGGAUACAGUGAUUUAACAAGGCUGCAAUGGUCCUUAGCUAGUCAGUUCCUUCUUGGCCUUGGUGGCUUGACCUGACUCUAUCAUACGUCUGGUCUGCCAGCCCUAGUGGAUUGGCUUGUUCCAUGAAGCGAAGUCUGUACAAUCUUAUUUUCAAUAUUGCCUGCUUGUUUCUGAAGAUCAUGAACAGCCUGCCU